Messenger RNA from Scylla paramamosain (green mud crab), 2870 nucleotides. RefSeq names its product loricrin-like. The record is from RefSeq and is a predicted model, not a curated record. The coding region runs from base 28 to 2172 and encodes 714 amino acids. NCBI's taxonomy places the organism in Eukaryota, Metazoa, Arthropoda, Malacostraca, Decapoda, Portunidae. The transcript is spliced from 3 exons.
GCUCGUUCGUCUCCUCACAUCUGCAAAAUGAGGUUCUUGGUCUCCUUCGUAGCCCUGCUGUGCUUGGUGGGAGCAGCAAUUGCUCUCUACGUGCCCGACACCCAAGAAUUGGGCACCUUCUACACUGGCACCGCCAUUGACAACACCCGCAGCGAAGGCAGCGCCGACAGUGGCAGCGGCGGUAGCGGCGGCGGCGGCGGCAGUGGCGGCGGUGGCAGCGGUAGCGAGGGCAGUGGCGGCGGCGGCAGUGGCAGUGGCAGCGGUGGCAGCGGCAGUGGAGGCAGCGGCAGUGGCGGCAGUGGCAGCGGUGGCAGUGAAAGUGGCAGCGGCGGUGGCGGCGGCAGUGGCAGUGGCAGCGGUGGCGGCGGCGGCGGUGGCGGCAGUGCCGGCAGCGGUGGCAGUGGCAGUGGUAGCGGUGGCAGUGGAAGUGGCAGCGGCGGUGGAGGCGGCGGUGGCGGCAGUGGCGGCAGCGGUGGCAGCGGCAGUGGCGGCGGUGGCAGUGGAAGUGGCAGCGGCGGCGGUGGUAGCAGCAGUGGCGGCAGCGGUGGCAGCGGCAGUGGAGGCAGCGGUGGCAGCGGCAGUGGCGGCAGUGGCAGCGGUGGCAGUGGAAGUGGCAGCGGCGGCGGCGGCGGCAGCGGUAGCGGGGGCAGUGGCGGAGGCGGCAGUGGCAGUGGCAGCGGCGGCGGCGGCGGCAGUGGAGGCAGCGGUAGCGGCGGCAAUGGCGGCAGUGGCAGUGGAAGUGGCAGCGGCGGCGGCGGCGGUGGCGGCAGUGGCGGCAGCGGUGGCAGCGGCAGUGGCGGAAGUGGCAGCGGUGGCAGUGGAAGUGGCAGCGGCGGCGGCGGCGGCAGCGGUAGCGGGGGCAGUGGCGGAGGCGGCAGUGGCAGUGGCGGCGGCGGCGGCGGCGGCGGCAGUGGAGGCAGCGGUAGCGGCGGCAGUGGCGGUGGUGGCAGUGGAAGUGGCAGCGGCGGUGGCGGCGGCAGCGGUAGCGGGGGCAGUGGCGGAGGCGGCAGUGGCAGUGGCAGCGGCGGCGGCGGCGGCAGUGGAGGCAGCGGUAGCGGCGGCAAUGGCGGCGGUGGCAGUGGAAGUGGCAGCGGCGGCGGCGGCGGUGGCGGCAGUGGCGGCAGCGGUGGUAGCGGCAGUGGCGGCAGUGGCAGCGGUGGCAGUGGAAGUGGCAGCGGCGGUGGCGGCGGCAGUGGCGGCGGUGGCAGUGGAAGUGGCAGCGGCGGCGGCGGCGGUGGCGGCAGUGGCGGCAGCGGUGGCAACGGCAGUGGCGGCAGUGGCAGCGGUGGCAGUGGAAGUGGCAGCGGCGGUGGCAGUGGCAGCGGUAGCGGGGGCAGUGGCGGAGGCGGCAGUGGCAGUGGCAGCGGCGGCGGCGGCGGCAGUGGAGGCAGCGGUAGCGGCGGCAAUGGCGGCGGUGGCAGUGGAAGUGGCAGCGGCGGCGGCGGCGGUGGCGGCAGUGGCGGCAGCGGUGGCAGCGGCAGUGGCGGCAGUGGCAGCGGUGGCAGUGGAAGUGGCAGCGGCGGCGGCGGCGGCAGCGGUAGCGGGGGCAGUGGCGGAGGCGGCAGUGGCAGUGGCGGCGGCGGCGGCGGCGGCGGCGGCGGCGGCAGUGGAGGCAGCGGUAGCGGCGGCAGUGGCGGCGGUGGCAGUGGAAGUGGCAGCGGCGGCGGCGGCGGCAGUGGCGGCAGCUGCAGCGGUAGCGGGGGCAGUGGCAGUGGCAGCGGUAGCGGCGGUGGCGGCUGCGGUGGCGGCAGUGGCGGCAGCGGUGGCGGCGGCGGCGGCGGCAGUGGCGGCAGCAGUGGCGGCGGCGGCGGCGGCAGUGGCGGCAGCGGUGGCGGCAGUGGCGGCAGCGGUGGCGGCAGUGGCGGUAGCGGUAGCGGCGGCAGCGGCAGUUGCGGAAGCGGCAGUGGCGGAAGCGGCAGUGGCGGCAGCGGUGGCGGCGGCGGCGGCGGCAGUGGCGGAAGCGGUAGUGGCGGCAGCGGCAGCGGCUGCAGCGGUGGCGGCGGCGGCGGCGGCAGUGGCGGAAGCGGCGGCAGGGAAAACAAUGGCAAUUGCGGCAACAAUGGUAAUAACGGGAAUUCUGGUAACAACGGUGGUAUGUGGAAUUCCUGUAAUAAUGGCCACAACGGCUGUGGCAGGCCUCAGAUUAGCCUGCAAUUCUCGGCUGCUUUCUAAGUAUAUUUAUACUCCCAAAAAUUUUUCCUGCUGUCUCCCUGUCUUCUCCAUUGGGCUCCUCUGAUUACAACUUCAUAUUUGUAUCUUGACCUAUUGUUCCUUCGCCUAACUGGAAAACCUAGAGGUAUUAUUAUUCAUCUUUUCAAAGGAAUGACCACUGAUCCGUAUCAGGGACCAAUCUCUGUAUGUUGAGCGCAUAAACACACACACACACACACACACACACACAUACACACACACACAGCGAGAACAGCGAUAACAUUGACAAAAGCGGCAAUACAAAUAACAGCGGAAACACUAGUAACAGUGGCAUAGCGAUAACUCUGAAAACGCUGCUAAUAGCAACAACACGACAACACGAGUAACAAUAGUAAAAGUGGCAACAGCAAUAAUACUAAUAACACUGAUAAUGGCAGUAACAUCGGUAACACCAGUAACAGUGGCAACACCGGUAACACCAGUAACAGGAGCAACACAAGUAACACUAAUGACAGCAGCAACCAUGGCCACACACACACACACACACACACACACACACACGAGUAGCCUCUCCACAAAACCAUCACUAAGAGUACUUCUGGUUCAGUCUUUGUGGUCAUUUCCAUUUGGCGUAUUGAUUACACCAAAUUAUGCAGUGAAUAUUCCCUCUAACUUGCAAUUAUAUGUGUAAACCAUGAAAAUAAAUAUUUUGUAAAUUG